AACGGAAAGCACAUCAACUGUUUCUGCCGCAUAAACAAAAACUGCUGUUCGUCUAACGUGAAACACAUAACUUUGAAAUUAUUGCUUUGCCAACACCGCCCAAUGAUUCGCAACGUAGUGGUGGGCGUGUCGGGCGGCGUGGACAGCGCCGUUUCCGCCCACCUGCUGGCGGAGCAAGGAUUCAAGGUGCUGGGUGUGUUUAUGCGCAACUGGGAUGAGGCGGACGAAGUGGGUCGCUGCAGUGGGGAGGCGGAUCUGAAGGACGCCGAGUGGGCGUGCCGGCAGCUCGGCGUGGAGCUGCGUCAGGUGAACUAUGUGCGCGAGUACUGGACGGCGGUGUUCAGCCAGUUUCUGGACGAUUACCAAAUGGGCUUGACACCAAAUCCGGACAUCCUGUGCAAUCGCCACAUUAAGUUUGACCUCUUUCACAAGCACGCCUUGGAAAAUCUCGGCUACGAUGCCGUGGCCACGGGUCACUACGCCCGGAAUAGUCUGGGCAACUACCUGGAGGGGAUUGCCUCCAACAACGACGCCCGCUUGCUAAUACCCGCCGAUACGUUCAAGGACCAGACAUUCUUUUUGGCAGGUAUUUCCCGAAAGGCUCUGCAACGCACGAUGUUCCCUUUGGGAGACUUCCAGAAGAGCCAGGUCAAGGACUUGGCCAAGAAGAUUGGCUUCCAGCGACUGGCCAAAAAGAAGGAAAGCACUGGCAUUUGUUUCGUUGGCAAACGCAACUUCAAGGACUUCAUACAGGAGUACAUCACUUCCAAACGUGGUCCCUUCCUAGACAUCGACAGUGGAGCCGUUGUCGGCCACCACGAGGGCAUCCAUCAAUGGACUGUGGGCCAGCGGUGCCGUCUGAGCUCAUUCCUUCAGCCCUAUUUUGUGGCCAGGAAAGAGGCCGCAAGCAAUACCAUCUAUGUGGCAUCUGGCCACAACCAUCCCGCCCUUCUCAGCACCCACAUAGCCGUCGAUCCGCCCAACUGGCUGUGUUCCAAGUCCCAACAGAUUCUUUCGGACACUGGCAGCUUGAGGUGUCGCUUUCGAUUCCAGCACACCAAACCAUUGGUGGACUGUCAGCUGAGCAUCUCUCCCAGUAACACUUUUCUUGUCGAGUUGGACGCUCCUUUAAGAGCUAUUACACCAGGACAAUAUGCCGUAUUCUAUGACGACACAGCUUGUUUGGGUUCGGCCCGCAUCCUCAGCGCUAAUCCCCUAAAGAAAAAAAACGCACAGACGCAGCAAGCUCAAGCCGCAAAUCUGGUUAGCUAAUGAUGUUUCCUCUGAGCCAGAAAAUAAACCAAAUGUAAGAAGGCAGUCCAACUGCCAACACGGCAUGUAUAGAUAGCAUGGUAAAUACGUUUUCAUAAAUUUAAGCGCCGAGUAAAUUUUAGACGUGAAUCGACACUUUU
Drosophila melanogaster (fruit fly) is the source of this 1412-nucleotide messenger RNA. RefSeq lists its product as uncharacterized. Gene Ontology annotation, biological process: tRNA processing. The coding region runs from base 103 to 1272 and encodes 389 amino acids. The transcript is spliced from 2 exons. Gene Ontology annotation, cellular component: mitochondrion. NCBI's taxonomy places the organism in Eukaryota, Metazoa, Arthropoda, Insecta, Diptera, Drosophilidae. Gene Ontology annotation, molecular function: transferase activity; sulfurtransferase activity. The record is from RefSeq and is marked reviewed.